GUGUGUGUGUGUGUGUGUGUGUGUAUGUGUGUGUGUUUUACCGCAGCGAGCAGUAGAGAAGAGAACAAGCAGCAGGAGGACAGGAGAGGAAGAGAAUAAACGAAAAAUUUUAGAGGAAUAAAAGAAAAAGAGGGAAUAAAAGGAUAAAACGAUUAUUAAUAUUGGAAUUUCAGCUAUUCAUCAUCAUCAUCCUCACUCUCACGCUCAAUCCUCCUUAAUUUGUCCUCCACCACUCUAUCUGCCUGUCUCUCUAUCUGCCUGUUUCUCUAUCUGUCUCUGGUAUGGAGGGAAGCCCUCGGAAAAUCCAGUUCACGGUUCCACUGCUGGACUCUCACCUGGACCCUGAAGCUGCUGAACAGAUUAGGAGGAGACGUCCGACUCCUGCCACGCUAGUUGCGUCCAGUGAUCAGUCGUCUCCAGAAAUAGAUGAAGAUCGUCUCCCACACCAGCUGUAUAAGCAGGCCUUGCUGAAUUCACCACGGCAGAGACGGAGAGGUGUGAAGGGAACUCCAACCAUGAAGGAGCUGCAGUUCCUGGUAGAACAUCAUAUGUGUCAGCAGCGCUUGGCAGCAGACGAGUCGUCAGAGAGCUGUGUAUCGGAUGUGGGCGGAGACGAGGACGCAGCAGAGCAUGAUGGGAGUUUGAACUCCACAGACACAGCGCAGGAGUUUGAGACGCUGUGCUGUCAAAUGGAGGCGUUUUCCAGAGAAAGUUUAUCGGAUGCUGCAGAAAUUGAAGCCUGUUAUUCUCAGGACAAAUCUGAUGCUCAGACAUCAACACAGCACACAGACACAGAUCCGUCCUUGUCUUUGUGUACAGCAGAAACAGAUCAGAAGACGGAAAUAAAACAAUGAUGAUGAUGAAGAUGAAGGAUAAACAGACAGAGUCAUAAUACAGACAAUCUGCACAAUUUAUUUUAUUUUAUAAAUAUUAAUUCUAAUUAAACAAACACAAUAGGGGGGUUAAAAACAAGGUGUCACCUGUAGCUUUAAUUACUUCAUGAAUAUCAGCCACGCCCUCACCAAACUUAUUAAUAACUUCAUAAUCAUCACAUUUCCUCUGCGCUCUGUGUGUGUGUGUGUGUGUGUGAGAUACAACAGAGCGUGUGUUUGUCUGAAACUGAAACACAUGCCUUAAUAAAAUAAUAAAGAAGUUGAAAGAAGAAGCCCAUUACUGGAAAAGCUACAUUAUUUUGAAAAAAAAAAAGCCCAGCUCCUGCUACACUACUAAAAUAAGUAGUUAAGCUAGUAGUGUCGCUAAUUACAGUUAUCUCCUCGCCGACACUGUGCGUGGCAAUAAAACUCAAAACAUGCUGAGAGUUAGCCGUGUGACUUCAUCAUUAACGGCUUCAUACAUAGUUAUUUUUAUUUUAUUAAUGAACCGUGACAUCCUGGUUGACACGUAACCCAGUUUGUGAGUGUGUGUGUGUGUGUGUCCCACCUGGUUCUCUGGGAAAAGUGAAAACUGAUAUGCUGAAAUGACAUAUGUAUCACUAAUAUUGUUAUAUUGUUGUUGUUAAUUAUGCUAUUUUCAUUAUAUUUCACUACACUACUGUACUUUUAUUAUACAUUCUCUCCAUUAUGAUCUUACUGUAUUUAUUCUACAUUAUACUAUUACAUUUUGCUACACUACACUAUUACUGUAACUAUACUACAGUAAAAGUCUUGCGUGUCCCCAACAGUGUAACCGCUGUGUCUCUCACUGUGGAGUUUUUCUCUGUCCGUCACCCUCAGCAUGUGUGUGUGUGUGUGUGUGUGUGCGAGCCACUGGGUCCGUCAGAGAGAACCAGUUCUAUUAGUUCUAACCAGGUCUAUUCUGCUUUAUGUUUCUGUAAUUACAUAAACACCAUUAAUAUUGUAUAUGUGCCAUGCAUCCACAGAUAGGGGGCGCACCCUUAUUAAAGUACUUUUACAGCAACCGCAAGUAUGUAAGAUGGGCAUGCGUCACCCCGGGAACCAUCAAAGGACUUCACCAGUCUUUGUCUGGUCUCUUUCGGUUCAAAGAGCAACUGGGAUGGAGAAAAAGAGAGAAGCUCUCGCUCUCUCUCUCCCUCUCUCUCUCUCUCUCUCUCUCUCAGGCUGAUGGCCAUGCAUGGUGUAGCUGCAAAGAGGAGGCCUACAUUCGUCUCAUCCGAGAUCAUAAUGAGAGAAAUGCUCACCUCUCCCAAUGGCGUAAAAUUCACCAAUUGCUACUCAGUAGCAUCAAGCAUGUUUUUGUCUUUUUUUUUCCUGUGGCAGUUUAUUUUUAAUUUUAAUGGUAAACAAAACAGUUGCUUUCAACUUCGUCGGACAGUCAGACCUCCGCGAGACCGAACCUCAUCAGGAAGUCAAUCCGCAGACGGAUCAACCUGCAAAAUGCACCUGAAGACAAACUAAAACAUGCUGUGUCACCAUUCUAGAUACUGAUUGAACAGUGAAGAUACUGUUCACUGUUGUUUCUCUCUGACUUUUACUGUGUUGAGUAAUUUGAAAACUAUUUGUUAAAAUCAAACACACACAUACAUCACACACAAUAUCACAAUCUCUCUCUUUCUCUUUCACACACACACACACACACCUCUCUCUCUUACAAACACACACACACACACACACACACAGUUUAGUUAUUUAUUCAGUAUGUAAUUAUUUAACCUUGGUGGAGAUGCACUGCUCUAUACUGAUUGUACACAUCCAGUGAGUUCACCAUUUUGAUCCUGUUAAUAAAUGUUAAUAAAUGUUUAAUGUUUUAUUAUUUA
This is a messenger RNA of Pangasianodon hypophthalmus (striped catfish), 2734 nucleotides long. Its product is annotated as protein phosphatase 1 regulatory subunit 1A. Gene Ontology annotation, biological process: intracellular signal transduction. NCBI's taxonomy places the organism in Eukaryota, Metazoa, Chordata, Actinopteri, Siluriformes, Pangasiidae. The transcript has 7 exons. Gene Ontology annotation, molecular function: protein phosphatase inhibitor activity. Gene Ontology annotation, cellular component: cytoplasm. Bases 282 to 854 code for a protein of 190 amino acids. The record is from RefSeq and is a predicted model, not a curated record.